AUGCCAUCUCGAACUCAGAGGGCGCCUAGCCCCGACUCAGGUGACGAUAGCUUCAUUGUUAUUCCCACCAUGGGCUCUGGCAGCAGCAAGCAUCCUAGCUCCCCCGCAACCAUCAGUUUCCCUCAAUCAUUCUCCGGGACGGCUACAACAAAGUCGUCAUGCAGUGGCAACUCAUCGUCCGCGCCUUCACUCAACGAAUCGGCUACCCCGGGACCGGCCGCGGCACAGGAGCCUGUUCUUGUCGCAGUGCAGGACAUGAUCGCCGCCUUCACCGCCAACAUGAAAGCAGCCAUGCUGGAGAGUGAAGGGAGGACUGCCAUCAGGUUCUCAGAGUCACUUCAGGCGAUCCAGGCCGAAACCGGAGAGCGCGAGGAACGAGCCGUGAAGAAUACCCUGAGCGCUUGUCGAGCCGACAUGGAAGGUUACUACCACACCGCGCUUGCCGCUGCUGAGGCACGUUCUGCCGAGAGCUUCGGGCGGGUGUUCGAGCGUCUAGACCGCCUUGAGAAGACUGCCAUCGCCGACGGCAAGAAAUCUGCAAAGACCCACCGCGAGCUACGCAAUUCAAUCGCAUUUGCCGAGGAACGCGCGACUGCAGCGAUGACUGAGCAACGUGCCAACAUCGAGAACUACAUCGACGAGCAGCUCCAGAACAACCUGGAGGAAGUCGCAGCGCAGGUCAACAAACGCUUCGAUGUCCAUAACCGCGAGUGGGUGGGGAUGAAGGACUCGCAGGAGAAGCUAGAGGAUCGGUUGAAUGCGCUAGAAGGCCGCCAAGCUGACCUCGAUGCCGAGCUGUACGACUUGAAGGUCACCAAGGAGUCUCUCGAGAGCGAGCAGAAGAGCGUGCGCGAGAUGCAGGAGGUGGUCAAAGCCGCUCUCAAGGAUUUGAAGAAAGAGCAAGACACGGCUAGGGAUCAGACUAUUGAGCUUGAAGCCCGCGUUGAUAAGGCUGAGAAGCGUGUGAUCCUUGUAGAGGAGAAGCAGACUGCCAGCGAAGAGACGCAACCUGUCUUCGCUCUCAACACGGAUUUGGGGGACGCAGAAGCACGGAUUUGUAAGCUGGAGGUCCACUUUGGAGACAUUCCAAAGGACCACCAGGAUGUGUGGAAGGCGAUCGAAGGCCUCGAGGUUGGACAAGGCGAUGCCGAAGACAAGAUCACCAAGUACGACUCUCGAGUCCACGACCUGGAGAAGACAAUCGGCAACAUUCAAGAGAAGCACUCGUCGAUCGAAGGUCAAGUUCAAAAGCUCGACGCCGACUUCUGCAACUGGCGCACCAAGAAACAACUCUCCAUUCUUGACAAUGACGCCGAGAUCAAGAACAAGGUCUCCAAAGCCCAAAACACGCUGGAAGAGCAUGAGAAGAAGCUUCGGAACCUUCGCAGCGACAUCGAGCACGAGGCCACCCAACGUCGUAAGCUGCAGGUGAAGACGACGGGAAUGACACUUGCCUUCGCCAACGAUACUUCCGUCUCCGGCAUUGGAAAGUCUCAAUACCCCGCUAUCAAGUCAUGGCUCGAUGAGCUCGCCGCCAGGCCCGCGACCGCCCCCGACGUCCGCUGCAGAGCCAUCCACUACUCUGCAUGGCUCGCUAAUAACGUCUAG
Trichosporon asahii var. asahii CBS 2479 is the source of this 1608-nucleotide messenger RNA. RefSeq lists its product as uncharacterized. Bases 1 to 1608 code for a protein of 535 amino acids. The record is from RefSeq and is a predicted model, not a curated record. The transcript has 2 exons. NCBI's taxonomy places the organism in Eukaryota, Fungi, Basidiomycota, Tremellomycetes, Trichosporonales, Trichosporonaceae.